AUGGUCGGCGAUGACAGAAAAGAAGAUUCGAAGGGCAUUGUCCCAGCCGUAUCCGAUGAACAGCUUUUCGAGGCUGUCAAGAAACACUCCAAGCCUGCUGGUCGUGUUUUUCAAUAUGGUACCGCGGGGUUUCGAAUGAAGGCCAACCUCCUCGACUCGGUCGUCUUUCGCGUUGGACUUGCGGCUACAUUACGCUCUCGCGAAUUAAACAAGACAAUUGGAGUCAUGAUUACAGCUUCUCACAACCCUCCAGAGGACAAUGGCGUCAAGUUGGUCGAUCCAAUGGGUGAAAUGUUGAGAGAAGACUGGGAAGGGAAGGCUACAGAGCUCGCGAAUGCUGCUGAUGAGGAUGUGGUCGCACUAUAUCGGAAGCUCGAGGCGGAGCUGGGCAUCAAACCAGGAGACGACAACUCUGCUUCGCGCAAGGAGUAUGCAAAUGUCGUUUUUGCUCGCGAUACCAGAGCUUCUGGGCCAAAAUUGGUUACGGCGCUCGUGGAUGCUUUCAAAGCAACUGGAAUCGCUCAUGCCGACUACAAACUGCUCACCACGCCGCAAUUGCAUUACCUUACAAGGUGUACGAAUACCGAAGGCACAUCCCAGGCAUAUGGUGUUGUAAGCGAGGCAGGAUAUUACGAGAAAUUGUCAGACGCCUUUGUGAGAGCAAUGGAUGGCAGAAAAGCGAGGGGCAGUCUGACAGUUGACUGCGCCAACGGUGUGGGGGGUCCAAAGUUGGCUGCUUGGGUGAAAACGCUGCAAGCUGCCGAGGAGAAAGUACAGGCUGAAUACCUCAGCCGCAAGCCUCCGAUCAAGAAGGAUAUGAAGACUGCGUUGGAAAUUAAGAUUGUUAAUGAUGAUGUUCUAAGAGCAGAGGUGCUCAAUCAGGAUUGUGGUGCAGACUUUGUCAAAACAAAACAACGUGCCCCGCCAUCAUCCAAGGCCGGUCCUAAUGAGCGUUGCUGCUCGUAUGAUGGUGAUGCGGAUCGCAUUGUCUUCUACUUUAACGAUCCUGAGCACGGGUUUCGUCUGCUAGACGGUGACCGUAUCGCUACGCUUGCUGCAUCUUUCAUUGGAGAUCUUGUACGCGAGGCAGGAUUCGCAGACGAACUUAGCAUUGGUGUCAUUCAAACUGCCUAUGCGAAUGGUGCCAGUACGAAAUACGUCGAGCAGACCUUAGGAUUACCUGUUGUGUGCACCAAGACAGGCGUAAAGCACUUGCACCACGCAGCACUAAGCUUCGACGUCGGCGUAUACUUCGAAGCAAACGGCCACGGAACAGUCGUCUUCUCAGACAAAUCCCUCGACCUCUUCAAGAAAAUCAUCAAAGCCGAGAAAUGGGAAUCCCCCGCCCAACAAAGCGCAAUCAUGACGCUCUCCGCCCUCACAGACCUCAUCAACCAAACCGUCGGCGACGCCCUCUCAGAUAUGCUUCUCGUCGAAGUAAUCCUCGCCCAUAAAUCCUGGACACCUAAAGAAUGGGAUCUCACCUACACCGACCUUCCUAAUCGUCUCGUUCGCGUCGAAGUUGGAGACCGCGGUCUCUUCACCACCGAGCACGCUGAACGAAGACUCGUGACGCCAUAUGGCGCACAAGCUCAAAUCGAUGCGCUUGUCUCGAAAUUCAAAGAUGGGAGAUCGUUUGCUAGAGCUUCUGGUACUGAAGAUGCUGUUCGUGUGUAUGCUGAGGCGCGCACGAGAAGCGAGGCGGAUGAUUUGGCAAAUAAAGUCGCGCUUGUUGUUAAGCAGGAAGGCGGUGGGCAUUAA
This is a messenger RNA of Glarea lozoyensis ATCC 20868, 1761 nucleotides long. Its product is annotated as Phosphoglucomutase, C-terminal. Gene Ontology annotation, molecular function: magnesium ion binding; phosphoacetylglucosamine mutase activity. The coding region runs from base 1 to 1761 and encodes 586 amino acids. Lineage: Eukaryota; Fungi; Ascomycota; Leotiomycetes; Helotiales; Helotiaceae. The transcript is spliced from 2 exons. Gene Ontology annotation, biological process: carbohydrate metabolic process; UDP-N-acetylglucosamine biosynthetic process. The record is from RefSeq and is a predicted model, not a curated record.